Molecule: messenger RNA, 5948 nt
Organism: Cynoglossus semilaevis (tongue sole)
Lineage: Eukaryota; Metazoa; Chordata; Actinopteri; Pleuronectiformes; Cynoglossidae
Gene: ar
Product: androgen receptor
Biological process (GO): regulation of DNA-templated transcription
Molecular function (GO): DNA-binding transcription factor activity; zinc ion binding; sequence-specific DNA binding
Source: RefSeq, a predicted model, not a curated record
CCGACUCCAUCAGGGACAUGAGCCAAACAAACCGACUCUUCACCGGUCAAAGGAAUUGGCCAGACCGAGAUCAAGUGCAGGCGCGAGACACGAGCGCUCCCAGCACGGCGCUAAGAAGUGAAGAAAGUCAUCUUUCUUUUGAGCAGAACUCGCCGGAAACCGAGCGAAAGGAAAAAUCCAACAAUACAGACUCGAGCUCUUUUGAAGCUGUGAACGUUAACCUACAGUUCUGUGCAAUUAAAAAACACUGUCGACAAACGGCCGCUGAGCCCCAGGAGCUGCAGGUCAGCGUGGAGGACUGCCCCGCUAUUUCCUCCUGCGCCACAAUCUCCGACACGGCCAGGGAGUUGUGCAAAGCUGUGUCCGUGUCUCUUGGCCUCACCAACGAGUCCAGUGACGCGGGAAGCGACAUGGACACGACCUUUCUUCCGUGCGCUGCCGGAGAAAUCAUCUGCCGAGAGGAUGUGUUCAGUGCAGGAGCCGUGGCUCUCAGCUGCUCCGGUGGUCAGGGCGCUGCAGCGGGCUACAAGUGUUCGAACUUCGAGGCACAGCAGCAGAGGUCCGCCGAGCAUCUGGAUAACUUCAGAAGUUCAGCGGCUGCAGCGCAACAUUUCAGGAAGACUCGGACAAGUGCGGAGCAGCAGAACUUUACGGCGUGCUGCGAAAGUGCCGCUGAGAUUACUGAUGACAUAAUUUCAGUCCGUGCUGCCCACUGCCCUUAUGACCCGAUUAUACGUGACUGCCUGCCGCCCAUUCCUCUGCCACCACCUCCACGCACGGCCCACACGACCGCAGAGACGCAGAGACGCAGAAGAAUUGAGGACGGGGACGAAGAGGGAAAACAAGUCGCCUUUUUCCUGUCCGACCAUUUCAAUGUACAGGUCAAAUGCGAGGACGGUUCCCACCCGUGGACCCGCAGUGACUACACAUUCAAUGACAAGCACAACACACAGUUUUGGGGGUCCAGGCAGUGCGUGGGUGCUCACGGCACCCGAACCAACUCCACGUUCACAUACAGUCCAUAUGAACGCAAUGACGUGCCCUCCCGGCACUGGUACCCGAGAUCCAACCAUCCCAACAACACGGGCUUCGUGAAGACUGAAGUGGGCGAGUGGCUGGAUGUCAACGACACGAGGUUCGAAACAGGCAGAGAACACAUGUUCCCUAUGGAGUUCUUCUUUCCGCCGCAGAGGACGUGUCUAAUCUGUUCAGACGAAGCAUCUGGCUGCCAUUACGGUGCACUCACCUGUGGCAGCUGCAAGGUUUUCUUUAAAAGAGCUGCAGAAGGCAAACAGAAAUACUUGUGUGCAAGCAAAAAUGACUGUACAAUUGACAAGCUGAGGAGAAAGAACUGCCCGUCAUGUCGGCUGAAGAAGUGUUUUGAAGCUGGAAUGACCCUCGGAGCACGUAAACUCAAGAAGAUUGGUCAGCAGAAAAGCCCCGAGGAGCAUUCUCCAGUGCAGGAAUCUACAGAGUUAGUUAACAAAUUUUCACCUACAGCGAGCCUGACCUUUAACACCCAGCUGGUCUUUCUCAACAUCCUGGAGUCCAUUGAGCCUGAGGUGGUAAAUGCAGGAUACGAUCAUGGGCAACCGGAUUCUGCUGCCACGCUGCUCUCCAGCCUCAACGAGCUGGGAGAGAGACAGCUUGUCAAAGUGGUCAAGUGGGCGAAAGGAUUGCCAGGAUUUCGAAAUCUCCACGUGGACGACCAAAUGACAGUAAUUCAGUAUUCAUGGAUGGGAGUCAUGGUUUCUGCCCUGGUCUGGAGGUCGUAACAUCGGAUGCACAUCUCCACCAUGUACGAGCACUGUAUACGGAUGCAACAUUUGUCACAGGAGUUUUUGAUGCUGCAGCUCACCGAGGAAGAGUUUCUCUGCAUGAAGGCCUUGCUUCUCUUCGGCGUUAUUCCUGUUGAGGGUUUGAAAAACCAAAAGUUCUUCGAUGAACUCCGUUCUACCUACAUAAAGGAGCUCAGCCAACUUAUUAACUGUCGACUCACAACCAAUUGUUCUCUGAGGUUCUACCAAUUGACCCGGGUCCUGGACUCAAUCCAACUGACGGUAAAGCAGCUCCAUCAGUUUGCUUUUGACCUUUUCGUCCAGGCUCAGUCACACCAAAGCAGGGUCAACUUCCCAGAGAUGCUUGGAGAAAUCAUUUCUGUGCAUGUACCGAAGAUGCUGACUGGUUUGGCCAAACCUCUCAUGUUUCAUGAGCAGCAGGAAGGUGGCUUUAACAUGCGUACGUAAUGUCAUUUCUCCUCAAAGAGCUAUUCACUGUGUCUUCUUGUGUAAUUUUAUUGCUUAAGUUUUCGCUCUUCUUAGUUGUAAUUGGCAGACAAAACUGACUGAACUGUUAUUACAAAUAUGAACCCAACUUACAGGUCAGGAGUGAGUACGCUGGGCCAAAAGUCACAGGAAAAAAUGGUUUAAGUGAAGGCUAGAGGUUGGAGCAAAAUUUAGACUGUUAGCUAUUUAUUUAUAUAUUCUACUUGGGCAGAUAGAGGAGUUCAACAAACUCAACUUUCACAGAAAAAAAAAUCAAAGGACACGUAGAGUCCAUUCUACAAUUUAAAAUGUAACAAAUGUUCAACGGCACCAAGCACACUUAGGUUUUUUUAACUUUGACUAUUAACCCAUGUUAUGUAGUGGUACAUUCAAUACUUUUAAUGUUAACUUGUGUAAAAUACAAUUUUAAACUUGUUUAUGUUUAUAUUGGGGUUUUCCUUGGAGAUAACAUGGCAGCCCUGUAAACAGUGCUGUACUUAGGAUUUAAAAAAAUACUUUUUAGGAGUACUCGUGGUCAAAAAAUGACAAAAUCUGCACAAUGUGAAGAAUAUGCCAUUCAAAAAGGCUCAGGGGAGCUGGGCAAUCACAGGAGCGUUCAUUUUAGCAGCGCAGAAAAGAGCAACCAGUUUAAACAUGUUUUUGUGGUCAAAGGUUCACAGGCCUUCUCUGCCUGUUCCAAAUAAUGUGAGAGGAGCAGAACAGUAGGAGUUAAAGAGAACAAACAUAUAUAUAAUAAACGUAUUAACAAUCAUGAUUAUUAGUGAAUAACCCACAGCUACACUGAAGUAAUUGAUUUAAAAAAUGUAAUUGCUCGACAGCCCUGGAAAAAAACCUAUCUCUUUUGAACACAUACUUUGUUGUUGUUGACAGUGAAGUCAUCACUGGACCUGAUUAGAAUAGAAUAGUCUUUAUUGUCAUCAUGUCAGGUUAAAUUAGGUGAGAGGACAAGUUAAAACAACAUUUUGUGAGGGGUCCAAAGUACUAUUUGAAGUAGCCACAGAAUUAAUAUUUACUUUGUCUAAGUCAUUGCCUAGCAAAAUAUGCCUUUUAUGAAUAAUGUUUUUAUAUCCAUAUAUUUCAUUUUGAGGUGCUUCCAAGUUCACAUUUCCCCUGUUGGAUUGCACCUAAAUGAAAAUCAGAUAUUUCCCCCCUGUUAUGUUUAUAUUCCUAACUAUGUGCUACAAUCUUACAAUUAAAUGUGAAGUCAAUGGAAUAGACAGCCAAACUUGCACGUUGACUUGGGUGGCAAUUUCCUGCCGUGCUGUUGUUCCGUCAGAUUUGUACACCUGUUGUUCAAUACUUUUCUGAUGGGUGAAUUUUAUGUAUCGGAUUGUUAUACCUACAGUAUUACUGUUAAACACCUACCAUUUAGGAGGAAUAGAUUACUGCAGUAAUGUACCCAGACUACAAUACAUUAAUUUUAAGUCAUCUUUAAUUUUGUAGGCCAUCAGAUAAAGACAGGCAACCAACUACUCCAAUCUGGACUGGAAUACAAUUCUCUAGCUACUUCAUAUUUCCACGUCUACAUUCCAAAAUCAUGCAGAUUGAUUGGAUGUUCAAAGUCGAUCAUUGGUGUGAAUGCAAGUGUGAAUAGUUGUUUGUCUCCAUAUAUGGUCCUGUGUUUGACUGGUUAACUGGUUGCCCGCUUUUGCCUGAUGGCUGCUGGGAUUGACCCCAGUUUGCCCAGAGACCCUGGAAAGUAGGGAUGGCUUCAGACAGAUACUGGUUACAUUUGAAUGAAAAUCAGAAAAGCCCAAAUGCAGAACUGAUCUUUGUGCAUCAUGACAUACACAGGCACACUGCCCUCCGCAUACUGGAGGACAAAUAUUAAAUAUAAUUAUUAUUAAUAAUUUGAACUAUUUUCAUCCCAUAUUUGGGAAAUUCUAGUGUUAGCAGCAGAUAUGCUGUUAACAGGCUGCCCCCAGCAGGUGCCAAGCAUGUGGUUCCCCUGGGAAUCCAACCCAGGACUCUCUUCUCUCUGCUUCCAAGUCAAAUAAGGGUAUUGAUAUCGGUAUCAGCAAAUACUCAAAGUUUCAGUAUCGGACCUGAGAAGGUUGUUUCGAGCCAUCCCUGCUGAAAAUGAUUGUGAAAGAUAAGACGUAUUUACAAUUCAACGUUUUAUAUCUCCAAGUCCAUCACCUUUGUAAAAACAGUACAUAAAUUAACGCUCAAGUAAAUGUAAUAAAAUAAGUUGCAUGCACAUGUGUAGCAUUUAGCUCUUUGGAAAAGAAAGCUAUUUCGCUGUUUGAAAUAACCCUACUGUGGAGUCACUGGGUCCUAGAAAAUGCAUGACUGUGUUCUGUUCAGUUGAAUAUUUGACUGUUUUUGUGACUCUUCACUGCCGACCUCUGAUUCAUGGUUAAACUCUAGUGUAGCAUGUUAAGAACUCUUAAGGCAAAGUUCAGUUGUCAGUUGUUCAAUGACAUAUUAAUGUAAAUGGAUGGUGAACACAAACACUAACACUUUUAAACUAUCAUCGGGAUGAAAGUGGUACUGACUUUUGUCCUUGACAUUUUUACCAAAUUAUCACUGCUGUGGCGUAGUAGAUUAUACUACACUACAGUUAGAGGUGCUGUACGUCCCUAAUCAUUCCUAAUUCAUACAUGAUGUCAUUGAUGUCUGAUGUCAAUUUAUAAAGAAAUAAGUAGAAAAUAAUCGUUGCCGAAUUUCACAACUUGAAUAGCUUUGGUUAACGUGGAAGUACAUUUUUCAAUCAAAUUAGAAAAACAACAGUAUCAGGAGUACAAACACUAGUUUGGGUUAUUGUUUUAUUUAUUAAUUUUUUUACACAUUUUGAAAAAUUUGCAAAUGACAUUACCACUCGUGAGAAAAGUUGAGUUCAUACACAUUCACUCCCAGGUAAACACAAAAAAGGUGAUUUGUAAUGAUUUGUCAGGAGUGGCUCUGUCACUGCUGGUCUGACAGUUAUGUUUAGGUAAAUGCUGGUUCUUUUUAAUCAGUGCAUGUCUACUGGUCCUGUGCCUUUAGAGCCCACACUACUGUAGAUAGACCUGUGCAUUUCUUAUACUAAGCUUUCAUCACUGAGCGCUUUUGGGUUUUAUGAUAAUGUUACUGCAGUUUGUCUGUUCUCUGUUUUAGUGUCGAGACAUUUCUCUAUACUUGUGUAAUUUCUACCUUUUGUGUAUGAAGCUAGAACAGUCUCAAAAAGAAUAAAAACACAAACAAGGAUUCACACUUUAGAAAUUUACAAAUGCAUUUGGAAUAUUUACAACUGUAUUUUGAAAAAUUACAAAUGUAUGCAUCUGAAGAUAUUUGUUAGGUUCAUAAAAUACAUUUGUGAAUUGUCUAACGCAUUUAUAACGUGCUUUUAAUUUGUAAAUCUCCCUGCAGUUUUUCUGUGGAUUUUUGAGACUCGUCUAGCGCAUAAGCAGCCAAUCAGAUAUCUCGUUCGUUUGCAGCCAAUCACACGGCUGUAUUCCCAUGAGGGCCCUUGAUCUACUGGUAGAUACCAAUGUACUUAUUGGGCACCUGUGCCUUGACACAAUUUCAGCAUGACAACACACUCCACACUAUUCACACCUAAAACAAAAAAUGAAUCUUAAAGAAGAAUAAACAAAGUCAUUUCCAUAUUCCUUUUGUUCAGUUAAUUGUAAAAAUGGCAAACACUUAAUAAACAGCAGACGUUGGCUGAUCAAACCAUCA